AUGAGAUCGAAUGAUAUCUAUUUGUAUGUUACUUCGUCGACUUUUUCAAUUAUUGAAGAGCCACCAGUAGUUGAUACAAUUCUCAUUACUCGAUGGAUUCAAGCUUGUUCUGCAGGUGAUCUGCGAAGAGUUGGAGAACUAUUAAAGCAGAAGCCAUACUUGAUAUCAUACGCACCGGCGAUAAAUCACGGCUUUAGCGGGUUACAUUAUGCGGCAAAAGAUGGUCAUAGCUCUGUUCUCAGAUUUCUAAUUACAAAUGGUGCUGAUGUCAAUCUUCGAACUAGCGGUUACACACCCCUUCAUCUUGCUGCAAUUAGUAAACAAUUAGAAAUUAUUUCUAUUUUACUCCGAGAUUAUGGGGCAGACCCAUCAAUUGAAGAUUAUUCUGGUUACACUUAUCAGCAUUAUCUAUUAAAAAGGCAAGAAGCAAGACAAAUAGUGGAUACUUUCAGCAAAUAUGAAACGCAACAACAAGAGAGUACUUUGCAAGACAUGGCAGAAGUUACUCAGUUUUCACGUUUGAAAUCAUUUCGAAAAGCAGUUCAUGGGCGGAUGCGUUUUUUCAUUGAUAAAUAG
Molecule: messenger RNA, 576 nt
Organism: Thelazia callipaeda (thelaziosis nematode)
Lineage: Eukaryota; Metazoa; Nematoda; Chromadorea; Rhabditida; Thelaziidae
Source: the annotation of a GenBank genome assembly